Cephus cinctus (wheat stem sawfly) is the source of this 5798-nucleotide messenger RNA. Its product is annotated as probable phospholipid-transporting ATPase VD. NCBI's taxonomy places the organism in Eukaryota, Metazoa, Arthropoda, Insecta, Hymenoptera, Cephidae. The record is from RefSeq and is a predicted model, not a curated record. Gene Ontology annotation, molecular function: ATP binding; magnesium ion binding; ATPase-coupled intramembrane lipid carrier activity. The transcript has 18 exons. Gene Ontology annotation, cellular component: plasma membrane. The coding region runs from base 398 to 4738 and encodes 1446 amino acids. Gene Ontology annotation, biological process: phospholipid translocation.
UUCUGUGGUCAGUUCACUCGCUUCGGUGCAGCGAGUAGGUCAGAGAUUGGGGAGUGAUGUGUGUCGUUAAUUUCGUGACAUUCCUUAAAGCAAGUUCCGGGUGAACAAUCGUGUUUCUUUCCAAACAGGAUAUUUAUAUGCGCGAGUGUUUGAUUGUCACUUUUACUUUUAUUUACCUGACAAAUUUGCGUCUUCUCCAACCGGGAGUAAUCGUGUCCGCGAGUGUCUGUUCGCCAACGUUUGAACGUAGUGGACGGAUCAAGAUGAUGCUUAGGCAGGAGGGGAUGCCUGUGGGAUUCUGCAAAUCUUAAGCGGACGCUUAGUAAAGGGAUUUCUUCAGAAGAAUUAACAAGAUCAAGUGACCGAGAUCAAGAAGCCCUGAAAAAUAUGUGCCAGUAUGUCCGAGAGCGUCGUGCAAGCAGCAGCGUGCGACACCGAGAAGAGGACCUCGUCGCUCUACGUUUUCCCAGGUCCAGGUCAACCGUCACUACCUCCGCCAUUGUCGUUAGCCCUAUCUCUGGUAUCCGAAUCCUCAUCAACGUCAUCCUCACCGAGCCUAGCUCAUCAACAUCAGCAGCAGCAGCAGCAGCUGCAGCCGCUACCGAACCAGCCGCAGCCAAGUGUCUCGACGAUUUCAACGACGUUGUCGAACGUCGUGAGCGCAGGGAUAGGAUUAGGAACAGGAAGACCGGUGAACUCGAAGACACAUGCCAGGUCGGCGAGUCACGGCGGAGUCCUCGCGAGCUCGAGCUUGCAGGCCGUCUCGGCUGGUGCGUUGGGUCGACCUUCGGCCUUGAAGAAGCCAGGUCAUCAGAGGGCCUUCAGCCAAGGUCAAGUCGUGGAUGUACAAGGUCAACCGGUGAGCGGACACAGCCGCGUUGGCUCAAAGACCGACUUCAUUUUGCCUCCUGGACAUCGGGAAGAACCAAGACCAACCAGCAACUCCAAAGUCCCUUCCUUUCGUGGCCAUUCCCGGCAAGCUUCCAGGUCAGAGUCGAUAUACACUAUUCGACGUAGCGCAGCGCCACCAUGGUGGAGGAGAGCGUGGGCACGAUGCUUUGGGUCCAUUCCGGAGGAACCGCGACUCAGAACUAUAGUCCCAAAUCAUCUGGUACCACCAAAGACGCCAAAGAGUCAGCAUCCCAAUGGCAUCAGGGUGGACAACAGGGUACGCACAACGAAGUAUACGGCACUGAGCUUCCUGCCACGUAACCUCUUGGAGCAAUUCCACCGUGUCGCAAAUCUCUACUUUAUCUUCAUAGUAUUACUAAACUGGGUUCCUGCCAUCAAUGCCUUCGGCAAGGAGGUCGCCAUGAUACCCGUCGUCUUCGUACUCGGCGUUACAGCUCUCAAAGACUUCUUCGAGGACAGACGACGCCUUGCAAGCGAUCAGCGAGUCAACAAUUCGACCUGUCGGGUUUACGCAAUAGAGGGUGACAGGUACAAGAAGGUGGCCUGGAAGGACGUCAAGGUGGGCGACCUGGUUCAUCUGUCGAACAAUGAAUUAGUACCGGCUGAUCUUUUGCUACUGAGAAGCAGCGAUCCGCAGGGUCUUGCCUACCUGGAUACUUGCAAUCUUGACGGGGAGACGAACCUGAAGCAGCGCCAGGUCGUCCGUGGCUUCCUGGAUAUUCAGGAUACCUUUCAACCUUCGAAGUUCCGCUCAGUUGUUGAGGUCGAUCAACCGAGUACGAGGAUCUAUAGGUUUCAUGGUGCAGUGGUGCAUCCUAGUGGAGCCAGGGUGCCUGUUUCCACGGAGAACCUUUUGCUGAGAGAAUGCUUGCUUAAGAACACAGACUUUGUUGAAGGUAUCGUUGUUUAUGCUGGUCAUGAGACCAAGGCUAUGCUCAACAAUGGCGGACCAAGAUACAAGAGAUCACGUCUAGAGCGACAGAUGAAUCUGGAUGUGGUUUGGUGCGUUGUAAUACUGGUGGUAUUGUGUAUAGUCGGUGCAGCAGGUUGCAGAUUAUGGCUCUCUACGUAUACCUCAGGGUUACCCGUACCCUUCCUUCCCACACCUCAGGAUCCAAGCUACGAGGGUAUGCUUACCUUUUGGACUUUCGUCAUCAUCCUUCAAGUGAUGAUACCGCUUAGUCUCUAUGUGACCAUUGAGAUGGCUAAGGUGGGUCAAGUCUACCAUAUUGGACAUGACCUGACACUUUAUGACUCAGAAAGCGGCCGGAGAGCCGAGUGCCGUGCACUCAAUAUUACCGAAGAACUUGGUCAGGUGCAGUACGUCUUUUCGGAUAAGACAGGUACUCUUACAGAAAACAAAAUGGUAUUCAGGAGGUGCGCUAUCAGUGGUCAGGAUUAUGCGCAUACUGGCGAGGGUGAAAACCUGAUAGCUAAUACCAGAUUGAAGGAAGACUUAUUGAUAGGCAACUAUAGGCAUCGUCUUCAGGAGUUUCUAGUCCUUCUGGCAGUAUGCAAUACAGUGGUAGUCAAUGCACAUCCUCAUCACGACAAUAUGAACUCGAGUGGAGUUAUCGAAGAACCGCAGAAGAAUGGCGGUCCUGCUAGGUACGUUAGGUUAACAGAAUCCAGAAGCGUAACGCCAAGUCCUCCGCCGACAUUGAAUUCCGCUGCGCCGCUCUCGCCAGUCGCGUCCUCGACGAACAGAACGUCAUCCUGCGCGACGAAUCUGCGAGGUCCUGUGGCUAGUAAACUUUCCAGGCCUAAACUACUUAACGUCCCGUCUAUCCCCAACCUGGGCAUGUCUCUGCUUACGAGAAAACAGUCACCUACGCAGUCGCGCAAUUUCAAUUCGAGUAACGGUCAGUCAACAGAACCUCCAUCGAUUUACGAAGCUGAGAGUCCUGAUGAGCUUGCCUUAGUUCAUGCCGCACGAGCUUACGACGUUAAGCUGGUUAAAAGAACCCCGAACACUGCUAUUGUCUCUCUGCCAGAUAAGUCGACACUAGCUUUUGAAAUUCUUCACGUACUACCGUUUGACUCCAGUAGGAAAUGUAUGUCCAUUGUUGUACGUCAUCCUCACACGGGCGAAAUAGUCUUGUACAGCAAGGGUGCUGAUUCUACCGUUUUGGCAUCAUUGACAUCGAAUGAUGAAGAUUCAAUGAUGAUCAGCAAGAUCAGACAACAGCUUCACUCCUACGCAAGACAGGGUCUGCGUACGCUGGCUAUGGCGCGACGGUCUCUCACUCUUCAGGAGUAUGAAACUUGGAGGCAAAGACACGUUGAGAUCGAAUUGUCUACGGAUAGUCGGGAACGUCGGAUACGAGACUCAUACGCCAGUCUCGAGUCCCACUUGACUCUUUUAGGAGCCACUGGAAUUGAGGACAAACUUCAGUCAGGAGUACCCGAAGCGAUAUCGGCUCUGAUCGCUGCAGGAAUCGUCGUUUGGGUUUUGACAGGAGACAAACCGGAGACUGCAGUGAAUAUUGCGUAUUCUGCGCGCUUGUUUUCCCCUGCCAUGCAACUACUAAGGCUGCAGGCCAGGUCCAAGACAGUCGCUGAGACUCUGAUCCACGGUUAUCUGGAAGCCAUUGAACAAGAGACUGCGAGCAGGAUGGUUGACUAUCCUGGUGAAAAUGCGUUGGCUGAUCCCGAUUCGGCUGAACAUGUAGCACACAGAAUUGGUUCCUGGAGGCAGAGGGCCUUAGUGGUGGACGGGAAAACGCUUACCUUUAUUUUGGAUCCUAGAUCAGGCCUAACUGGACCGUUUCUCGACUUGACCCGAAGAUGCGCCAGUGUGCUUGCUUGUCGUGCUACUCCACUGCAAAAGGCAUACAUAGUCCGGAUAGUAAAGGAACAGCUAGGCAUGAGAACUUUAGCCAUCGGCGACGGUGCCAACGAUGUCAGUAUGAUCCAGACAGCCGACGUCGGCGUCGGUGUCUCAGGGCGCGAAGGUACGCAAGCUGUCAUGGCAUCCGAUUUCGCAAUUGCCAGGUUUCCCAUGCUCACCAGACUCCUCCUACUUCAUGGCCAUUGGUGCUACGAUCGUCUCUCGAGGAUGAUCCUUUAUUUCUUCUACAAGAACGCGACCUUCGUCUUCCUUAUAUUCUGGUUCCAGCUGUACUGCGGCUUCUCAGGAGCAGUGAUGAUCGACCAAAUUUACUUGAUGCUGUACAAUUUAUUCUUCACGUCACUGCCACCACUUGCUCUGGGCAUUUACGAUCAGAUAGCCUCGGACCAGGUGCUCCUAGCUAAUCCUCAAUUAUACAGAAGAGGUCGGCUGGGUCUGGUUUAUCAGCCUCACUCCUUUUGGAUAACAAUGGCCGACGCCCUAUAUCAGAGCAUCGUUAUAUUUUUCAUAACCGAAGCCGCCUAUCACGACUCCGAUGUAGAUAUUUGGGAAUUUGGUACUACAAUAACAACAUCCUGUAUAAUAGUUAUGCUGGUUCAUGUUGCAUUAGAAACAAGAUCUUGGAUGAUAAUUCACGCUGGCGCAAUACUGGCGUCACUUUGCAUUUUCUUUGGAUUCUGUCUCAUAUACAAUACAGUCUGUGUAAAUUGCAUGGGUCUACCAGGUUCCUAUUGGGUCGCUCUAGUCGCCAUUCGUAGACACAUCUAUUGGCUAACCGUACUGCUUGCAUCUGUGCUGGCCUUGUUACCCAGACUGACGUACAGAGCCAUCAAGGCGUCCGUGGCACCGGACAUGAUGCAACGUGCUGUUUUCGAAAGCUCCAGAGGAAUUCAUGGUCAACAGCGGAUAACAGGAAGAGGUGAGGCUCUUGUUGCCGAUUGGUCGCGUUCGACGCAGCAUGCUACCAUAAGGUAAUCCAGAUCAGUGACUACGCAGAGGUUCACGGCCUGAAGGUUAUGGGGCCAAAAAUAACGGUUUAACGACAGUCGUCGCGUAACUCCAGGAGGAAUUCCCUCUCCGUUCUCGCAGUCACCGUGUCUCUUGCAUCAGGGAACCAAUAAUCCUGAGGAUGGGACAUUGGGACAUUAGGACACACGCACAGGAUUCAUCCUGGGUAUGAGAUUCCAGAUAGGGCGCACCAAAGUACAAUGGCCGAUCGCUCCACAAGGACUGAUCUUGUUCCUGGACCGGCCCACACUCAUCGGUUUCAACAACCAGUGUACAACACCGAGACGAACCUUCGUAAUCGCUCCUGUACCUGCAACGACGAUGCUCCUUCUUGACAUUAAUUUUAAUCUUUAAUUCCGGAUUUCCGUUCAAUCGACGCCUCUCUUCGUUGUCUGCAAAAGGGUAGAACUUUACUCCUGCCUCACCAUGCCCCACCGCGCAACUCUUUGUCACGUUAUACUUUGAGUCUGAAACUUGCUAUAGUAAUGUGCUACUUAUCACUUGCCAUUCGUUCUACUUUCUAAUCACUUCUUAAGACACAGUGUCCCCUCGACAAGGAAUUCUGCACUAUUGGAGACAGACAAUACGCAGUGCCCAGGAGGUCUACGUGAAAGUUCCUUCCUUAUCUUUUGUCCCUUCGGGUAAAAUGACAUGUUUGUCCUGACGUUAUGAAAUGUCAGCCUAAUCAUAUCCUCCUUAUGGCUAAUUGCGUUUUUUUUUUUAGAAUUCUAAAAAUCCCACUGUUAAACGUGGUACUAUGAAAAUAGCUGGCACUUGACCUCCCAGGAGAUAUAAGGCCAAAGCAGUCGGUACUUUUGAGAAUUGUUUUGCAACAAGACCGUUCGAAAGACUGAAGAAGGAACGUAGAAGCAUGGAAGAGCUUUUAUGCCGUCAUGGAAACUGACUUGAGGAAGAAACGAAGAAAAAUUGAGGACGAAGAACGGAUAUCGAUAAUUGCAUUUACACGUCUGUAGUAAAUCACGUCGCAUGUUUUGCGAAUCUGCUAAAGAUAUUUCGUGAUUUCACA